Messenger RNA from Xenia sp. Carnegie-2017, 2608 nucleotides. RefSeq lists its product as uncharacterized. Bases 204 to 2120 code for a protein of 638 amino acids. NCBI's taxonomy places the organism in Eukaryota, Metazoa, Cnidaria, Anthozoa, Malacalcyonacea, Xeniidae. The transcript is spliced from 5 exons. The record is from RefSeq and is a predicted model, not a curated record. Gene Ontology annotation, biological process: signal transduction. Gene Ontology annotation, molecular function: protein binding.
UUUUGAUAAAUAUAAACACAUUUUCUUCAUACAUCUUCGUUACAGCUAUACCUUCUUACAUUCCUCGUAUUUUAUGUCAUCUUAACGAAUUUUUUUACGCUUAUGCAUAUGUAUUCCAUCGAAGAUCAUCAAAAACGGGAACAUUAGAUAUUAAAGUUGUCUUUGUCAGCUCUUUCGUGCGUGAGAAGUUUGUGGGAUUUCCAAUGUUGAAAUUGGCCAAUGAUUGUGAAGACUUCCAUGAAAAUAAUGAUAAUAAUGAAGACAUGAAGGACAUCAACACUGAUCGAUAUUAUGAAAUACAGCUAAAAUUUACUGGAAAGGAGCUUGAUUCAUACACGUUUAAAAUAGACAUUUCAAAGCUUGACAACGAUGGUUUUGUUGUUGAUCACUUUAGUACAAUUCAAGUGAAUUUUCCUGCUAAAGGAUAUUUGGAGGUGACUGAACUUGACUCACAAAGAGAAAACAAAGUUUUGAAGUGGAAACUGAAUGUCGAAGAAAAGAACUCAACUGAAUCAAUGAGCAAUAACGAUAAGGAUGAUGAUGACAAAAAACACUGUAAAAGAAAGGGAAAUGAAACGUCAGAUUUGUCAGAACAAAAAGAAUCUGCUAUUGAUGUUUCACAUAUGGAUGUGGAUAAAGCAAGAGAAGGUGAUCCAAGUAGCUUUCGUAAAGUGGAGAAAUUAAUAACUGCAGAUGGUGGUGUUGUAGAAUUGGAUGACAUUGAGCUGACUGUUGAUACAAAUAGUGUAGCUCAACCAACGAUGAUAAAGUUGAUUAAAGAGAAUAAUGGUGUUUCUUUCUGGAAUAUACCACUGCAUUUGAACAACGAAAAUUCCCUGAAGAUUCUUUGUUCUCUGAAAUGUCUUCCAAAGGGAAUUAUAUUUCACAAUCCUGCUAUUUUGAGCGUACGUGUUAAUGAGACCACAUUGGAUUUAAACAACAUUUACGUUUUCUGUGGCUCGUAUAUGGACAACGUAGAGUCCAUUACUUGGAAAAUACCAAGUGAUAUCAACAUUGAUGUCGUAAGAAACUCGAUUAGCAUAAAUAUUCCAGAAAGUGCUCUCUACAUUUACAUUGCUGGAAAGUCUUUGGACGAACAUCGAGUCCUCAGUCAUUUGAAUCAUUCUUUCAAGUGCCGUGUUUUUGUAUUUCAUCGAAGGUUGCCACAGUUAGGAAACAAAGUAUUUGAUUUAUCUGUCGUAUUCAUCAGUGAAUACACGAUAAAUUAUAGGCAGCUUAAUGAUCAUUUGCAAGAAGGCUACACGAAAGGAGUGGAAGGAAAUUUCAUGUUUAUUAAGACAGAUCGAAAACAUCAUUUAAAUUUGGACAUUCCUGGAACUAAGUUUCCACCAUUUACGUUUGAAUUUAACGAGGAAGUUCUUGACAACGAAGGUCACGUAAUUCAUCAUUUUAUGGGAAGAAAAAUACCAUACCCUGCUAAUGGAUGCAUGAAAAUAACUCAAGUUGAUACACUACACAGUGGUAAUGAAAAAGUACUUUGGACUCUUAAGAUUAAUGAAGACCAGCAAAUAGGGAAUUUAAAAGUUGAUCUUCGUUACACUAAACUAACAACAGAGGAAAUCGAAAAAAUUAGUCAGAAAGCUGCAACUGAUUGGAAUACACUGGGUGGUCUUCUUGAAAUACCUUUUGAGCAACGUGAUGAAAUUACUGUUAACCACAAAAGUUAUCCAAAUCCCUCCGCAAAGGCUAAAAAGAUUUUGAAGGUCUUUAAUGAACGAACAGAUUUCGAUCGACAUUUAUUGAAGAAAUAUCUUGGAGAAAUAAAUAUUGAUUUGGAUGAAAUUUUGACUCCCACAAAUCAGACAAGCAGUAAUGAAGAUGUUUUAACUACUCGUGAAAUAUGUCAACUGAGUCGUCAUAUAGCAAGUUUCUGGGAUGAAUUGGCUUCCAUGAUGAAUAUGGAAAGUUACGAAAUUAAUAAUGUGCAAACAGAUACGAAUUAUGAAAAUCAACAAAUAAAGGCAGAGAAAAUUUUGUCAAUCUUGUCCAAAAAGUGGAAAACUGAAUUUCGGAGCAAACUAGUGGAGACCUUAGAAAGCAUGAACAAAUUUUAUUUGGCUGAUUCGAUUUUGAAUUACGAGUGGAAACAGCUGCAAUGAGGAGGAAGAUUUUUCUUUUAAGUGUACAAAUUCAAAACUUUUCUGAGAACAUUGUGAGGCUAAGUUCAUAUCAAAUUACCACCGUGUAUUGGGCAAUGCGUAUGUAUGGACAUUUCUAUAUAAUCAUAUCAACACCAUUAAAACAUUUUAGUUAUAGCAUCAACAUAUUUAUUAGUUUUAAGAUUUGUCGCUAAAUUUCUUCAUGUCAUGUCUGUGGUAUACUCAGGCCACGUUUACACUAUACCAGAUUACUAUCGUAGCAGGUUAGAUUUUCUUUGUAUUAAAAGGCAGAAGGCAAUGAAAUUGUCCAUCGUCAGAAAUACAAUCAAAUAAACUAAAUCUAUCAACUUUAUAAGCUGUUAUUCUAAUUUUACUGAAAGUUUGCAUUGUAGGAGUAAAAUAUUUUGCUAGGUUUGCUACUAGCUAUACUUUAUAUAUAUUUCUUAGUAUUGAACUAGUACUUUGCUAAAUAAAGUCAUAAAGGUUAA